AUGGAAGAGAAGCAGAAGUAUGCUAAAGAAGUUGAGAGCAGAGAAGGUUAUGGGAGUGACAUGGUUUCUGCACAAAAUCAAGUACAGGACUGGAAUGACCGAUUGGUUCUUUCACUAAUCCCGGAAGACCAACGACAGCUCCGAUUCUGGCCUCAAAACCCUGCAAAUUUUAUGGAGAUUAUAUCUGAGUACACCACAAACUUACAGCAGAUGACUGCGGUUGUCCUCAAGGCAAUGGCUAUGUCCCUAAACUUGGAUGAUCACUGUUUUCUGAAAAAAUGCGGAGUUGGAGCAAGAAUGGGAUCAAGAUUUAAUUUCUAUCCUCCUUGUUCGAGGUAUGAUCUAGUUCUAGGCCUGAAACCGCAUUCAGAUUCAUCGGCAAUUACUUUUGUCCUUCAAGACACGGAAGUUGAAGGCCUUCAAAUUCUGAAAGAUGAUCAAUGGUUUAGAGUUCCUAUCAUUCCUGAAGCUCUUCUCAUUAACAUUGGCGAUCAAGUAGAGAUAAUGAGCAACGGAAUGUUCAAGAGUCCGGUACAUAGGGUGGUGAUAAACCCCGAAAGGGAGAGGUUAUCUCUAGCUGUAUUUUAUCAUCCAGAUCCUGAUAAUGAGAUCGAGCCUUUAGAUGGAUUGGUCAACGAGACAAGGCCUAGACUUUAUAAGAAGGUGAGAAAUUAUGUUGGCCAUUUCCUUCAAUAUUACCUGCAGGGAAAGAGACUGAUUGAAGAUAUGAAAAUCUAAUUUUUUUCUAAGAAAAAAUCCUUUUCCAUUGGGAAAAAUUGUCAAAUCUUCAAUAAGUUACCAACUUAUCAGAUUGAUGAUAUUGCCGAGUAACUUGCAAAUAUCAGAAGGAAAUUGCUUCAAGUCCUUCAAGAGCAUUCAGCUUUGAUCACUUCAUUUCGUACCUCGAACAGAGAACGCCACUGGCUCUUCUUGUAAUGGUUCUUGAAUAACAUGUCUCUGCUGCAUUCUGCUCUGCUCUUAUUUAUAGCUCUUUUUAUCUUUUCUGCUCCCAGUAAAUGUAAAACUAGGCAUAUUUGGCUAAUGACAUAAACAAAAUUCCAUGCAAA
Molecule: messenger RNA, 1067 nt
Organism: Mercurialis annua (annual mercury)
Lineage: Eukaryota; Viridiplantae; Streptophyta; Magnoliopsida; Malpighiales; Euphorbiaceae
Product: jasmonate-induced oxygenase 4-like
Exons: 3
Coding region: 1-738 (245 amino acids)
Source: RefSeq, a predicted model, not a curated record